Messenger RNA from Botrytis fragariae, 1176 nucleotides. Its product is annotated as putative ubiquinol-cytochrome-c reductase cytochrome c1 protein. The transcript has 4 exons. The coding region runs from base 1 to 1176 and encodes 391 amino acids. The record is from RefSeq and is a predicted model, not a curated record. Lineage: Eukaryota; Fungi; Ascomycota; Leotiomycetes; Helotiales; Sclerotiniaceae.
AUGGGCUUCCCAGCGAUUGAAGUUCCUCGACUCCAUAGGGAUCUAUGGAGACACGAGGCGCACCUUCCCGUCUUUGUUCUCUGUCGCUCUCUUUUUGACAACUUGACUGGUCCUGGACGCAUCAAAUGUCAGCAAAAGCGUCAAAGAGCACAUCGUUUUCAAUCUUUCACAAAGGAUUAUCUUCAUCCGAACGGUCAUGGAACGGUCAUCAAUCGUGUGCAAGAUGUAGCUGAUUCUUUGUGGGAGAAGGGCCAGUUUCUACCAAACUCACCUCUCGAUGAUAUUUUUCGAGCUUACACAGAUCAGAAAACAAAAACCGAAAGCUUCAGAGCGUCGAUUGGUUUGCCGCCGCUGGCUAGACUUCUCGACAAAUACGCUUUACACUUGCCUGAUGAGUACAGCCCAUCCAGCAGAUCGAGAAAAUCGCGACUGCGAGAGAAAUUACUCCAUGCUGGCGUAUCCAAGUCACAACACGUUCCUCGACAUGUAUCAAAACCGGAUGAUGACAGGUUACCAAUCAUGGAGAGUGGAGCGAGCAAAUAUUACAAAAGCCAAGCUUCUCUUCUGCUGCACAUAUGUAUCGUAUUUCCUUCUAUCAAUCCUUCACGCAGUUGUAUCUCUCUUCCGAGCCUAGCAUCUAACAUUGCAUCUUCAGAAGUCAUCGUGGAGAAACCAAGGCUGGGAGCGUAUGAAAAGGAUUACGACUGUACGUUACAUUUUCCCAUCAGAUCUCAACAUCCCAUUCUUGUCACCAUUCCGCAAUUGCUAGAAGAAGCACUCUUCAGUCUCGCCGCCAGGUGUUUUCCAGAACAUUUGGAAAGGAACAAUUGGACACAGCUCGAAGCUGUCGAGUAUACGUUGUGGGGCUCCAUCUUGACUCAGUUUCGCCAUGAGAUUAGUGGCAAGCUAGAAAGUGGAAACACGUUUGAUUGUAUCUCUUAUUUCUAUCGGCGACUUACAGAUGUGAGACAUUUGGCAGUUCAUAGGCGCGCAGGGGUUCCCAUCGAACUUGUCGUCUCGCAGGCUUUUCUGUCUGCUGCUUCGAAUUGUGGGAUCGCUCAACACAGAAUGGCUAACAUCCUAUGCUCGCGGCUCGGCGAGAGCGCUGGGAGAUCAUCCAAGAGCUACUUCACUGGGGGGGUGGGGGUUGCAGCAGGAAGUACUCUCAUAUGGUGA